AUGGAGAGUGCAGCUGCAGAUUCCUUGCUCCAGGCUACAGCGGACAACAUCUGUCAUUGCUCCAGAGACACCCAGCUGCAUUCGCUCCAUGCAAGAGAGCAGCUACAGAGCAGCCCUGCUUUGUGGAGGCCCUGGAUACUCACAGCAAGAGCUGAUGAAAUGACAGGGAAUCAAAGAACGUCAGAACAGGAUGGUCAACUACGAAAUUUUAGACCAAAAGGAGCCCUGGGUUUUCAACAUCCAGUGAGACUUUAUUUGCCCAGGUCCAAAUCCUCAGAGUUUCUUAGCAACAUUGGAGAGAAGGUUCUGGCUAGUUUUCCAGUGCAGGCUACAAUUCACUUCUACAAUGACACCAUCGACUCCGAGGAGGAUGAAGAGGAGAACAGUUCAGCCGAAUAA
Messenger RNA from Rhea pennata, 399 nucleotides. It is a transcript of the gene RIPPLY3, whose product is annotated as ripply transcriptional repressor 3. The transcript is spliced from 4 exons. The coding region runs from base 1 to 399 and encodes 132 amino acids. Gene Ontology annotation, biological process: embryonic pattern specification; negative regulation of transcription by RNA polymerase II. Gene Ontology annotation, cellular component: nucleus. Lineage: Eukaryota; Metazoa; Chordata; Aves; Rheiformes; Rheidae. The record is from RefSeq and is a predicted model, not a curated record.